AUGUGGAUUUCUGGAGAUGAUCAUAGCCAUGAUCAACCCGGUGCGCCCCUGGGCCGCGUGAGCACCAUUUCGGAGGUUGUACCCAUGGAUGGAGCCAAUCUGGCUACCUCUGCAGCUACACCUAAUGUUGGUAACCUCAGUGUUACCAAGUCCUCUCGCGUUCACAUUGGUCCGAAGUUUGUUUCUGUAACGCAAAAUCUACAAAACACAGAGGUGGUUAAAGGCCGGUUCCUGGGCCUAGAACUGGUGUCGUCAAAGCGUGCUAGAAGGCUGCGUUGUAGCGUGGCUGUCUUCGUGUGUUGGGCCUUGCUAGUAGCCUGUGGUCUCGCCAUCUACCUCAUUUGCGUCGCCUUGCCAAGGCAACAGACUCGUCUAAACAUAGAUAUGCCCUUUCCUGUGUACGUGUGGUAUAUUGUGAAGAACAGUUCCCGAGCCGAGAAACUCUCCUGCCUUGUUGCCCUCCUGGUACUGAUCACAUGUGUUACACUGAUUGUAUUCUUUGCGGUACAAGCCACAAAUAACCCGGAGGACUAUAUAGACGUUGCUCCACAUGAAUGGAACAUAUCACGUCAGAUGUGGUUGGCGCAAAAUUUUACUAGCAGCUCCACAACCGAGCGCUUUGAUCCUGUGCGUCUAGUCAUAAUCCAGCACACCGUCAGUCCUGAAUGCUCGCGGUUCGUUCUUUGUGCGGCAGAAUUACGCAACAUGCAGUCUUGGUUUAUAAAGUACUACAACUAUGACAUUCCCUACAACUUCAUAAUUGGUAACGAUGGACGAGUGUACGAGGGACGAGGAUGGGGAAUAGAAGGAGCGCAUACCUUUACUUACAAUCGUUGCUCUUUGGGCAUCGGUUUUAUUGGGGACUAUCGUGAAGAAUUGACAGUACAUUCUCGCGUAACGGAACUACAAAUCAAGAGAGCUAAGAUGCUCCUUGAAGAAGGUGUCAAACGUGGUUUCCUGGACACGGACUAUUCUGUACUUGGCGCCAAGGAUUUAAAUGGAUCGGCUAGUCCUGGAUCAAACCUAUACAACGCCAUCCGGCAAUGGGAACAUUAUGACCACAUCAAUAAAUGGCGAAAUAAAACCUGUGAAAAAAUGUACGGAUUUGUGCCAAUUUCUUAA
This is a messenger RNA of Parnassius mnemosyne (clouded apollo), 1122 nucleotides long. Lineage: Eukaryota; Metazoa; Arthropoda; Insecta; Lepidoptera; Papilionidae. The record is from the annotation of a GenBank genome assembly.